This is a messenger RNA of Tribolium madens (black flour beetle), 2439 nucleotides long. RefSeq names its product E3 ubiquitin-protein ligase DZIP3-like. The transcript is spliced from 11 exons. Bases 167 to 2287 code for a protein of 706 amino acids. The record is from RefSeq and is a predicted model, not a curated record. NCBI's taxonomy places the organism in Eukaryota, Metazoa, Arthropoda, Insecta, Coleoptera, Tenebrionidae.
UAGUACUUAGCUUUGUCUACAUCACAUGUUUUUGACAUAUUUUUGGUCAUAUUAAUUGACGGUCGUCCCUUGUUUACGUUGUACAUUAGUGGAAUUUAAAGAAAGUUUAAAUUUGAUAUCAAAUAGUCAAAAUUCUUUCUAUAAAACUGAAUAAGUGCAAGAAAAAAUGGAGUUAGCCAUUUUAAAGGGUCCCAGCGAACUUUUAGCAUCCCGAGUGAAAGCUUUCAAAAAUUGCCUCGCCUUGGCCACUGAAUGUCUGUCAAAUAAAGAUUACUCACACGCUGAAAUGAUCUACGGGGGUAUUUUGGCUGAUUUGCAUAAAGACUGCAUUGUUGAAGUUUUGAAUUUGAAUGAUCUUGAGCUUUUCUCCUUGCAUAUUUGCUUUGCUUAUUCCUCCGUUGGAGCUAACUACAAAUCUGAACAAGCUUUGACCAUUUUGAACUCUAUACACGAUCCUAUAAAGCUUCCAUUAGUGCCUUAUCUAAAAGCGUUUAUUCAUAUCUCACAUGAUAGAGUGUCGUUUGCCCAUGACGAAUUGCAGUUUUGCAAUAAUUUGUUAAAAGAUGGUUACAAUUUCAAGUCUAAUAGUAUUUUGAAUGAAAAAAUUGUACCUGAAAUAAAUGAUGAAUUUUUGAAGUUGAAAAUAAAUGGAAUAAAUUUUAUUUGUGAUUUAUUGUCGGUUAAGGAAGAUAACGAUGAAUUGAAGAAAUGUUUUAAAGAUACUGGGUUGAAAAUUGGUACUCUUUGUGAAUCAGAUUUUGCAACUUUAAUCAAGGGUACGAAAGAAAGCCCAAAAGAGGAAAAAGUCACAAAGAAAACCAAAAAACAAACUGGGGCAAUCAAGAAAACCGAGAAAUCAGUUCAAAAUAAUAAAAGUCCUUUCACGAACAUGUCUACUCAGACAGUGUCCCAAAAAGGGAUAAACGUUUCUGUCCAAACAAUGGAAAAAGACACCGAUAAACAACUAUUGGCAGCUGUACUUGAAAUUAAAAAUAGAAUGAACAAUAUACAAAACAAAAAAGAUAACGAAAUAAAGCAACUCCAGAAGAAAAAUAGCGAACUUAACGUAAAACUUCUUGCUAAAAGUAGCACCGUGGAAGAAAAGUCCCCGGAAUUUGAAUUUAUAAAAGGCCAAUAUCUUGCUCUUGAGAAAAAAUUUGAGCAAACUCAAAAACUUAACGAACUUUUGCAAAAAUUGCUCAUUGAACAAAUGCAACAAAGAUAUCAAAUGCAGAAAAAUAUUUAUCAAAUGUUUGAAGAAAAAUGUGCCUAUAAGUUUUCAUACCUGAGUGAUCUUUACCAAUAUUUGUACCCUAGUGACAAACCAACGCCAGAAGAAUGUAAGCAAGAAGCAUUCUUGUGGAAAAAUACACAAGAUAAACUUUCAGAAGCAAAAAAACUAUUUGAGGCGUAUUAUAAAACAGUUGAUGACCUAAUAAUUGCAAAAGAAUAUUCUGAUAUCAAAACAGGCGACUGGCCGGGAAUACCAAAUAUUCCAAAUGAUAUACAGGAUGUUAUUUAUCGGAGUUUUAAGAGUUUGAUUCAGUACAAUAAAAGUAUGUACAGUGUCACACAUCCACAACAAUAUUUGGCUGCAAUGAAUAAUUAUGGGAACUUUAAAGAAUACGUUCGUAAAUCUAACAACUACGCAAAUAACUAUAACAUGUGCAAUCAAGAUGGAAGGACUACAGGAUCCCCCUCGUAUUCGCAAACCCCACCUCCUCCUCCUCCAUCUACUAAUAGAUACCAUCCACCUCCAUCAACCAAUGGAUAUCAACCACAGCCACCUAUCGGUAGAAAACAAGUCUCACCCUCUAGAAAUAAUUCAACUAAUGUGUAUCUCCCACCCCCUUCACCCUCUACAAAUAAUUCAACUAAUGUGUAUCAAUCAGAACAAGAAUUGCUCAAGUUUCUUCAAGUCACUUUUGAUGGCAUUGAGGAAAUCGAAUUACUAGAAGCAAUUUACCAAGUCCGUGACAAGAACGGUGGUAAUCUAAUAGAUUUUCCAAAACAACUGCUAGUUACUGAAAUAAAAAAAGUUUUGAAAAUGAAAAGCGUAAAAAAUGCCUGGAAUAAUGUGUCUCAACCUGUAUGGCACAACGAUCAUAGCGAACACAAAUGUUGUAUUUGUUUUGAAGAUUUUAAUUCUAGCAACAGCCAUAUGCUUUCAUGUCAGCAUGAAUUUCAUAAAAAGUGCAUUAUGAAUUGGCUGAAACGACAAAGUGCGUGUCCAGUGUGUCGAGUCUAUGCUGUUAUUGAUAAAGAGUUCCCUCCAUUGAAACCAUAAAUUUUGUUACAGCAGGAUUUCCAUUGGGUUUUUUCUUUAAUAUUAUUAUCAUUAUCGUUCUUUUGAUGUUAAAAAACUAUGUAGGGUAUUAAUUAGUCCUAAUUUUGGUAGCUAAUAAACAGUAUUUACAAUAAAAGUAUUUUCAGCAUAAA